Messenger RNA from Vanderwaltozyma polyspora DSM 70294, 690 nucleotides. RefSeq names its product pyridoxamine-phosphate oxidase PDX3 (gene PDX3). The record is from RefSeq and is a predicted model, not a curated record. Bases 1 to 690 code for a protein of 229 amino acids. Gene Ontology annotation, molecular function: FMN binding; pyridoxamine phosphate oxidase activity. The transcript has a single exon. NCBI's taxonomy places the organism in Eukaryota, Fungi, Ascomycota, Saccharomycetes, Saccharomycetales, Saccharomycetaceae. Gene Ontology annotation, biological process: pyridoxine biosynthetic process.
AUGUCUGAGAGUCCAAAGGAAACAACUCAAACACCAAUUAUUUUUGCUCCUGAAACUUAUCAAUAUGAUAAAUAUACUCUAGAUGAGUCUAAAUUGUCUUCUGAUCCAAUAGAACAGUUUACUGGAUGGUUCAAGGAAGCUAAAGAAGACCCAAGUGAAAGCAUACCUGAAUCAAUUACAUUCUCAUCUGCCGAAUUACCAAGCGGUAGAGUUUCAUCAAGGGUUUUACUAUUCAAAGAAUUGGAUUCUCGUGGUUUUACUAUAUAUUCCAACUGGGGUACCUCUAGAAAGGCUCAGGAUAUUAAAAGCAAUCCAAAUGCUGCUAUAAAUUUCUUUUGGAAAAAUCUACAAAGACAAGUAAGGGUUGAAGGUUUUACCGAGUACGUUAAUCGUGAAACUUCUGAACGUUAUUUCAAAACCAGACCUCGUGGAUCAAAAAUAGGUGCUUGGUCUUCACCACAAUCUAAUGAAUUGAAAAGUAGAGAUGAAUUGGAACAAUUGAUUAAGGAAAACGAAAAGAGAUUCGAAAAUGUUGAAGACAUCCCAUGCCCUGAUUAUUGGGGAGGUUUAAGAGUUGUGCCUUUAGAGAUUGAAUUUUGGCAAGGGAGACCAAGUCGUUUACAUGAUCGUUUCUUAUAUAGAAGAAAGACAGAAAAUGAUCCUUGGGAAAUUAUUAGACUGGCUCCAUGA